Molecule: messenger RNA, 1056 nt
Organism: Capronia coronata CBS 617.96
Lineage: Eukaryota; Fungi; Ascomycota; Eurotiomycetes; Chaetothyriales; Herpotrichiellaceae
Product: acetolactate synthase I/III small subunit
Exons: 2
Coding region: 1-1056 (351 amino acids)
Biological process (GO): branched-chain amino acid biosynthetic process
Cellular component (GO): acetolactate synthase complex; mitochondrial nucleoid
Molecular function (GO): acetolactate synthase regulator activity
Source: RefSeq, a predicted model, not a curated record
AUGGCAGGCAAGCGAAAUUUCCUAUCUCUGGCCUUCAGAAGCAACACCCACUCGUCGCGCUGCCGGUCGGGACCAUCAUUCCUCGACACCCUCAUCCCUGCGUCGAGACGAUCGAAAUCGACUGAUUCCACGUCGGCGUUGGCUUACAAGGCGCUUCAUCGACGGUCUCCCUUGCCUUUGCCGAUCUCCGACACCUCCCCUCAGUAUGGCGCAGCUGCAGCUGUGUCGUCCAUUCUUUACGAGACUCCGGUGGCCUCUGGAGCGCCGCCAAAAAAGCACAUCCUGAACUGCCUGGUGCAAAAUGAGCCCGGUGUUCUUUCUCGUGUGUCGGGCAUUCUGGCCGCGCGAGGCUUUAACAUUGACUCUCUGGUCGUGUGCAACACUGAAGUGGAGGAUCUGAGUCGCAUGACCAUCGUGCUACAGGGUCAGGAUGGCGUGGUCGAACAAGCCCGCAGACAGCUGGAAGACCUGGUGCCGGUGUGGGCUGUGCUCGACUAUACCUCUGCCGCGCUUGUACAGCGGGAGCUACUCCUGGCCAAGGUCUCCAUCCUCGGCCCGGAAGUGUACGAGGAGCUGAUGGAACACCAUCGCGAAAUGACCAGCCCCGACGUCGAGUCGAAUGCCAGCGACGUGGAGAACGCAGAGGAAAACGCCGACGGAAGACUUCAGGAACUGGAGGCCAACCAGUCCGAAGAGGCAAGCAUGGUGCAGCGGGUCAAGGAAAUGCUCGGUCAAGGCGCGAGCUAUCACCCCAGUCGGCUUGCCGCCAGUCAGGCCUUGCGCCACAAGCACGAACAUUUGGAGGCAAUCACCCACCUGACCCAUCAAUUCGGCGGCAAGGUUCUCGAUAUCAGCACGAACAACUGCAUCGUCGAAGUGUCUGCCAAACCAAGCAGAAUCGACUCGUUUAUGAAACUUAUUGCUCCAUUCGGCAUUUUAGAGUCCGCCAGAACCGGCUUGAUGGCGUUGCCUCGAUCGCCUCUGCAUGGGCCUAACGAUGACUCGCAACGGGAUGCAGACGAGAUUGUGGAUAUCAGCACGCUUCCUCCAGGUUAA